UGUAUUUUGACGGAGAUCAUCUGUUACGUCUCAAACUAGCGAAAGAGUUUGGUUAGAUUUUAGAGCGUAAAUUUCUGAAGUUGUUCUUUCGUAAAAAUGACCCGUGUACGGGGCAUGGCCACUUUUUUAGCUAAUCUAGUGUGGGUUAAUAUAAUGAUCAAUUUAAUCACAGAUUAUCAUGGAGGGAAAUACGAUCCGAUUGGGCCAUAUCCUAGAAUACCAGAUCAAAACAGGUUAAAGGUGGAAAUGGAGUUUGCAGAGCAGUUCAAGAAGUUAACCAAUUACAAGGCACCAAGAACACUUUUCAUUGAGGAUGAAAUUUAAUAAGAAAGAGAACCAAGUCAUUGUUGUAAUUUAAUUGUACAAAAUUCAAGAACGAUACUCCACUCGAUGACUACACUUAUCUGGGUUAUUGUUCUUUGUUACUCACAAAAUGUACAGUAGGAUGGAAUAAAUAGAGAAAGGAGGGAGUUGCGGACACAACUCUGGUGAUAAAUAAAAUAAUCUUAGGCUGGUAA
Pseudomyrmex gracilis is the source of this 518-nucleotide messenger RNA. RefSeq lists its product as uncharacterized. The record is from RefSeq and is a predicted model, not a curated record. The transcript is spliced from 3 exons. Bases 97 to 324 code for a protein of 75 amino acids. Lineage: Eukaryota; Metazoa; Arthropoda; Insecta; Hymenoptera; Formicidae.